GACUGACGAUACUUGGCGGGUGUCAUGUUUUUGGGGGGCUGUGACAGCACAAGCAUCACUUCAAAAGCAUCGACUUCGAUCUACUACUUCGAAUCAAAUCGACUACGACUACUUUACUCGAUUACUACAUCAAGCCAACACACCAAACCACAAUAAUGUCUUCUACCGCAAACACCCAGAAGAGGCAGAACAUCCUCUCCUCCUUCGCCGCUCACGCAAAGGCACACCACGAGGGCAUGAACCAGGCCUACUACGGCUCCUCCAACUCCACACCUACCGUCUCCACCCCCGCCUCGCUCGAGACUUCGCGCAACAACUCCGUCGUCGCCGGCAUGGUCGAAGCUCCCAAGUCCAAGACCAACGCCAGCAAGCUGUGGACUGCCAUCAAGAACCACCAUGACGAGAUGAACGCAGCCUACACCGCCUUCUACUCCCCGGGCCAGUCUCGCGCAAACUCUCCCCACGGCUCCGUCUCCUCGACUCCCCGCGCCUCUCCCCGCGCCUCGAUCGAGGAGCCCCACAGCGAGGAGGCAGCGCCCAAGCAGCCCACCAACCUCUCCAAGCACUGGAAGCAGCUCAAGACCAAGGUCGUCGAGCACCACAGGGGCGUCAAUCAGGCCUACAGGGCUGCGUACGGCGCGGGCUUCUAAGUGGAGCGAGGAGAACUGAAAUGAGAAGAAAAGUGAUUUACUGCAAGCGUUGAAUUUGGACUAUGGUUCUGCGAUAUACCAUUUGACUUUGUCUGGUUUGGGAACUGCGGGCGUUUAUAUAUGGGAAGGGAAGAGGGAUGGAGUGGAGGGAUGGAAAAGGAAUACCCAAUACUACUUAAUAUUAUAAUUCGAGAUACUAUACUAUCAAGCAUACUUGCGACACACUUCUAUUGCCACAUCUUGCGUGACUUGGAUCUUAUCUUGUGAAGACACGCCUUACACACCUCAGUCGUCGAUUGAUGUUGGUCGACACACCCCUGCGCUACAAAUCAGCCUAGGACACA
Molecule: messenger RNA, 994 nt
Organism: Macroventuria anomochaeta
Lineage: Eukaryota; Fungi; Ascomycota; Dothideomycetes; Pleosporales; Didymellaceae
Exons: 2
Coding region: 156-650 (164 amino acids)
Source: RefSeq, a predicted model, not a curated record